Messenger RNA from Gavialis gangeticus (Gharial), 842 nucleotides. It is a transcript of the gene MRPL35, whose product is annotated as mitochondrial ribosomal protein L35. The coding region runs from base 35 to 571 and encodes 178 amino acids. Gene Ontology annotation, molecular function: structural constituent of ribosome. The record is from RefSeq and is a predicted model, not a curated record. Gene Ontology annotation, biological process: translation. NCBI's taxonomy places the organism in Eukaryota, Metazoa, Chordata, Crocodylia, Gavialidae. The transcript has 5 exons. Gene Ontology annotation, cellular component: ribosome; mitochondrion.
GUCCCUCGCGGCCGCCGUAACCCGUGGCGCCAAGAUGGCGGCCGCCAGGGUGCUGCGCAGUGUGUCGGGGGUUUUCAGACCUCUCGUCCCUCUGAUCAACAACGGCUCCCGCGGUGUCCGUCUGGUCUCCGGACUGUCUAUCCGACUGUUUGGCUAUGGGCAGGCACCCGCAAUUUGCUCUGCUGCAAAAGCCCUGCCCUCUGCGGGUAACCUGCCACGUGCCUCCCUGGUGAGCAGGAUAACACCCUUGCUCCCAAGUCUCCUUCAGCAGCCAGUGAGGACUCUGACAUACUUUAGCUUGCGGAAAGGAAAGAGAAAAUCUGUCAAGGCUGUUGUCGAGAGGUUUUUCCGACUGCACUGUGGACUUUGGUUAAGGAGAAGGGCUGGCUAUAAGAAGAAAUUAUGGAAAAAGUCGGCUGCCAGGAAAAAGCCACUGAAGGAACAUGUGUUCUGUAAUAAAACCCAAAGCAAACUCCUCGAUAAAAUGACUACUGCUUUCUGGAAGAGAAGAAAUUGGUAUGUCAACGAUCCCUUCCAGAAGUAUCACGAUCGUACAAACCUUGAAGUAUAGAAGGUCUCUCUCUUGUUUUUUCCUUCUGUCGAUAAUACAUUGAGGGGUUCUGAAAGACAUGCAGCACUUAGUGAAUACAACUAUAUACAGUGAGCCAGAAUGAGGACAACAAAAUAAUACAGUAAUCAAGGUAACAAAAGGUAUUCUGGCCUGCCAGAUACGUUGAACAGACUGAAGAUGCUUUCUUCCUUUUAAUUUUUUUGUAAAGAAAAAAUUAAGACUUUAUUCAAGAUGUAUAUCAAGCAAUAUAAUAAAACCAGCAAGAACGUCA